UUUUCAUUGUCUUUUGUUGGUUUUAACGCGUUGGAGUGUUGCAUUUAGUUAAGAGCCUGAAAAGGCUGGAAUUUAGGAAAGCGUAGACGGUUCUUUGCAGGGCACGUUCUCUAAGAAAUUUACUUUAUUAAGAUAAUUCUGCAAAGAAUUUGUUAAAUCUCCAUUAAAGAGCAUUAACGCCGGAAUAGAAGACUCAAUUGACUUCUGCAAGCAGAACUGAUAUAUACAUAUAUAUAUUGAGUUGAUAUCCGUUGUAACUUGACGCAAUCCAUCUUUAAAAAUCAGCAGACACAACUACAGUCCAUAAUAAAUAUACGAAAAUGAGCUGGCAAGAUUAUGUGGAUAACCAACUUUUGGCCUCGCACUGUGUUACAAAGGCUUGCAUAGCCGGACAUGAUGGCAACAUCUGGGCCCAAUCUAAAGGAUUCGAGGUUACAAAAGAAGAGUUGGCGAAGUUAAUAGCAGGAUUUGAUCAACAAGACCUGCUUACAAGCAAUGGUGUCACAUUAGCCGGCCAAAGGUAUAUUUAUCUUUCUGGUACAGAUCGUGUGGUACGCGCUAAGUUGGGCCGCAGCGGAGUACAUUGCAUGAAAACUACACAAGCCGUGAUCGUUUCCAUCUACGAGGAUCCUGUUCAACCUCAACAAGCCGCAUCGGUUGUAGAGAAGCUUGGAGAUUAUCUGAUUACUUGCGGGUACUAGAAAUAUUCUAUAAUAAUAAAAAUAAAAAUAUUAUAAUUAUAAUAAAAUCAUUAAAGCAGUAACAAUAUCUUCUAUAAAAUAUAUUUUGGAAUAAUUUCAUACGAAAAAAUAAAGUCAAAGUAAACAAAUCAGAAAAUUCAUACAUAAACGUUUUUUUAACUCGUAUGCGCAUAAUCAAGGAACGAUGUGUUUCAGAAAAUUGUAAAUGAAAAUUCCAUCACUUCAGGUGUAGAGCCAAAUUAUCUCAAAAUAGAAUAAAAAAGAUAUCUAAUCUCAUUCUGAAUUGUUACAAAAGCAAAACCUCUUAAUAAUAUAUUAUAUAACGUGUUAAUUUAUUAACAUUCAUCAAUAUCG
Ceratitis capitata (Mediterranean fruit fly) is the source of this 1055-nucleotide messenger RNA. It is a transcript of the gene chic, whose product is annotated as profilin. Lineage: Eukaryota; Metazoa; Arthropoda; Insecta; Diptera; Tephritidae. The transcript has 4 exons. Gene Ontology annotation, molecular function: actin monomer binding. The coding region runs from base 321 to 701 and encodes 126 amino acids. The record is from RefSeq and is a predicted model, not a curated record. Gene Ontology annotation, cellular component: cell cortex.